Morchella importuna is the source of this 663-nucleotide messenger RNA. RefSeq lists its product as uncharacterized. The transcript has 2 exons. Gene Ontology annotation, biological process: cytokinin biosynthetic process. The record is from RefSeq and is a predicted model, not a curated record. Bases 1 to 663 code for a protein of 220 amino acids. Lineage: Eukaryota; Fungi; Ascomycota; Pezizomycetes; Pezizales; Morchellaceae. Gene Ontology annotation, cellular component: cytosol. Gene Ontology annotation, molecular function: hydrolase activity, hydrolyzing N-glycosyl compounds.
AUGGCAUCAGUAUCCCAGAACGGCACCGGCACCUCCACCCCCUCCGUCGGCGACCCCACCUCCGACUCCUUCUCCGUCUGUGUCUUCUGCGGCGCCAACGCCGGCACCUCCCCCUCCUACAUGACCGCCGCCACCGCCCUCGCCACCACCCUCCACGCCAACAACUGGUCCCUCGUCUACGGCGGCGGCACCGUGGGCCUCAUGGGCACCAUCGCACGCACACUCCGCUCCCUCGGCGGCAACGUGCACGGCAUCGUCCCGCAAGCACUCGUAGCCUUCGAGCAGGGCGGCGCCACGCCCGACGAGGCCGAGUACGGCAAGACCACCAUUGUCAACGACAUGCACACUCGCAAGAGCAUGAUGGGAAAACUGUCCAAUGCGUUUGUCGCGCUCCCGGGGGGGUUCGGGACGAUGGAGGAGCUAUUUGAGGUGGUUACUUGGAACCAGCUGGGCAUUCAUGCGUGUCCUAUUGUGCUGUUCAAUGUGGAUGGGUUUUAUGAUGGGCUGCUGGCGUGGGUGAGGAGUGCUGUGGAGGCGGGGUUCAUUAAGCCCGGUGCUCAGGGAAUCAUUGUUGAGGCGAAGACGGCGGAGGAGGUUGCGGAUAGGAUCCGGGAUUAUGUCCCGGCGUCUGGGAGAAUGAAUCUCAAUUGGGGCUUGGAGUAG